AUGUCUUGCACCCACCUAUGUCUGUUUCCCCUCGUCUGUCUCCCCUACGUCUGUCUCCCCUAUUAUAUACUCACUAACCUCAUUGGCAGUCAAUCCGCCAGUACGUCUUUCCUCUCCCCACCCCACACAAAAUUCGACUUUGCAUCGUUUUGUCCCAUUAAACGACUUCAACUUUGCGUCGGUCAUUCCAUUUUCAUUUGUGAUGUUGACUUUGCGUCCGUCACAUCCAGAUUUGACUUUGCGUCGUCUGGGCCAUCUUUUACUGUCGAUCAGAAGGUGACCACGUCCAGACCUCAAGAACUCCUAGUAUCUCGUGCAAUCUACCCAUUGGGAUUGAAAGGUUUGCGACACAUUUUGAUAUUUAAGGUGGUGAACUCAUUUGUGGUAUUUGCAGCGUACACAUUCUUGAACGGUUUGACGACCUUGACUUUGCAUUAUCUUCGCAUCAUCAGCUCUGACUUUGUGAAACUGAAGACAUUCAACCGUGCCAAUUGCAAUUCGAGAGUUUUACCAUCUGAAGUACUGGAUAAGGACCCACUUCUUCUCCUUCGUAAUCGAGGAAAACCACAUGAACAUGACGACCCACUUCUCUGGCCACAGCCGUACAUCAGCUCAGCCUGCCAUUAUGGCGCAAUCCCGCACCAGCUAGAACAUGAUGGCCCAAUGGAUAUCUUGUGGUGGAAUCCCAACCAGACGGACCUCUUGGUCAAUUCUUCUGACCUGAUCCUUGGCAUUGGAAAAAUUCCUCAUGCCCGUUUGCUCCAAUUUCAACAAUUAGUGGGGGGGCUUCAGGACCAUGUUGAGAAAUACAAAUCAGACAAUUCUCAUCCAACGAAGAAUUCGGAAAUCAUCACACUUUCGAACUGGCUAAGCCAGGGUCUCUCUCGUCUGGAACAACUACCAAUGGAUGUUACACAAGUCAAAUUCUGUGUGGCUGAAGUCCAACAAGCUUAUUUAGAAUUAACAGCUGGACUCAACUAUCUCUAUAUCUACAAACCCUGA
Messenger RNA from Laccaria bicolor S238N-H82, 1002 nucleotides. RefSeq lists its product as uncharacterized. The record is from RefSeq and is a predicted model, not a curated record. The transcript is spliced from 9 exons. Lineage: Eukaryota; Fungi; Basidiomycota; Agaricomycetes; Agaricales; Hydnangiaceae. The coding region runs from base 1 to 1002 and encodes 333 amino acids.